UAAAAAAUGAUCCAGUGUAGGGCACGAAGAACGGUGCCCCUGUUAAUUACAGGAAAAUGGCGCUGUCGUCUGCAGGAGGAACAAAGAAGAAAGUUUGCUAUUAUUAUGAUGGCGACGUGGGUAAUUAUUACUAUGGUCAGGGUCAUCCCAUGAAACCCCACAGGAUCCGUAUGACCCACAACCUCCUGCUCAACUAUGGACUGUACAGGAAGAUGGAGAUAUAUAGACCUCACAAGGCCAGUGGAGAGGAGAUGACCAAGUACCACAGUGACGACUACAUCAAGUUCCUGCGUUCCAUCCGGCCAGACAACAUGUCAGAGCACAGCAAACAGAUGCAGAGAUUUAAUGUAGGAGAGGACUGCCCAGUGUUUGACGGCCUGUUUGAGUUCUGUCAGCUCUCAACGGGAGGCUCUGUCGCGGGGGCAGUGAAGCUGAACAAGCAGCAGACGGACAUCGCCAUCAACUGGGCUGGAGGACUCCAUCAUGCCAAGAAGUCUGAGGCCUCUGGGUUCUGCUACGUCAACGACAUUGUCCUCGCCAUCCUGGAGCUGCUCAAGUACCACCAGAGGGUGUUGUACAUAGACAUCGACAUUCACCAUGGAGACGGAGUGGAAGAGGCUUUCUUCACCACAGACCGGGUCAUGACUGUCUCCUUCCACAAGUAUGGAGAAUACUUCCCUGGUACCGGAGACCUGAGGGACAUUGGAGCAGGAAAGGGGAAGUACUACGCUGUAAACUACCCUCUCAGAGACGGCAUCGACGAUGAGUCUUACGAAGCCAUCUUCAAGCCUGUGAUGGCUAAAGUGAUGGAGACGUUCCAGCCCAGUGCCGUCGUGUUACAGUGUGGAGCCGACUCUCUGUCAGGAGACAGACUGGGCUGUUUCAACCUGACCAUCAAAGGUCAUGCUAAGUGUGUUGAGUACAUGAAGAGUUUCAACCUGCCUCUGUUGAUGUUGGGAGGUGGCGGUUAUACCAUCCGUAACGUGGCUCGCUGCUGGACCUACGAGACCGCUGUGGCUCUGGACAGCAUUAUACCUAACGAGCUGCCUUACAACGAUUACUUUGAAUACUUUGGUCCUGACUUCAAGCUCCACAUCAGCCCGUCUAACAUGACCAACCAGAACACCAAUGAUUACCUGGAGAAGAUCAAACAGAGGUUGUUUGAGAACCUGCGCAUGCUGCCCCACGCCCCGGGGGUCCAGAUGCAGGCCAUCCCAGAAGACGCUCCACACCCGGACUCUGGAGAUGAGGAGGACGAGGGCCCUGACAAACGCAUCUCCAUUCGGGCCCAUGAUAAGAGGAUAGCCUGUGAAGAGGAGUUCUCUGACUCUGAGGAUGAGGGACAGGGAGGAGGGGGGAGGAGGAACGCUGCCAACCACAAGAAGACCAAACGCGUCAAGACUGAGGAGGAGAAGGAGGCAGAGGAGAAGAAAGAUGUGAAAGAGGAGAAAGAGACAGAGGAGAAGAUGGACACAACAGGGCCGACAGAAGAAACGAAGACGUCCUGAAGUGGGAGCAGCAGAUAAACAGGGGCUCCCAGUUGUGAAUCUAAUCCAUCGAAAUGGACUGUAUAAAUUAUUCUCUUAACACAGUGUUUGUAUUUCCUCAAACAGUCAAAUGUUUUAGCCUGCGUCAGUGUUGAAAUGCUCUUAUUAACUCAUGUCUCUGCCACCUAUUUCAAUGUUGUUGUUUUUAACCAUGUGUUAGUUAUGGAGCCUGAGGAUCUGAAGCAGUAGGGUCCCAUUUCAAGUCUAAAAAGCCUGGUUGGGAUUCAAUCCAAGUUCGUGCUGUCGUGCACACUGCUCUCUAACAGACGUAAGGUCGCUUCAAAUCAAAUGUAUUUAUAAAGCCCUUCUUACAUCAGCUGAUAUCUCAAAGUGCUGUACAGAAACCCAGCCUAAAACCCCAAACAGCAAGCGUAGAAGGACGGUGACUAGGAAAAACUCCCUAGAAAGGCCAAAACCUAGGAAGAAACCUAGAGAGGAACCAGGCUAUGUGGGGUGGCCAGUCCUCUUCUGGCUGUGCCGGGUGGAGAACAGAACAUGGCCAAGAUGUUCAUAAAUGACCAGCAUGGUCCAAUAAUAAUAAUCACAGGCAGAACAGUUGAAACUGGAGCAGCAGCACGGCCAGGUGGACUGGGGACAGCAAGGAGUCAUGUCAGCUUGAGCUGAUGUUGUACCGUCGGGGGAAAAUGCCUUUCCUGAAGGUGUGUUGUCGGCGGUCCAGUGCGCUGCUCUAACAGGGCUUGGAUUGAAUUCCUACCUUAUUUCCGCUCUCUUCACUGACCCGAGGUAACUUGGUGAAAGCAAAUCCCCCUGAUUAGACUGAGGCCAUACUGUUUUCACAGUUCUCAGAUCAGUCCAGGUGAAGAGUAAUCCACUUCCCACUGCAAACAUUCCCCGUUGAACAAUAGUCACCAGCUCGAAGUUAUUUUAAAUCAUAGAUCAACAUAUGUUGUGUUUGACUGUUGGCUUCCUCUUCUCCCAGGGUUAGUUUCUGACUGUACGCUCAUGUUGGCUUCCUCUUCUCCCAGGGUUAGUUUCUGACUGUACGCUCAUGUUGGCUUCCUCUUCUCCCAGGGUUAGUUUCUGACUGUACGCUCAUGUUGGCUUCCUCUUCUCCCAGGGUUAGUUUGACUGUACGCUCCCUCUUCUCCCAGGGUUAGUUUGACUGUACGCUCCAUGUUGGCUUCCUCUUCUCCCAGGGUUAGUUUGACUGUACGCUCCAUGUUGGCUUCCUCUUCUCCCAGGGUUAGUUUGACUGUACGCUCCAUGUUGGCUUCCUCUUCUCCCAGGGUUAGUUUCUGACUGUACGCUCCAUGUUGGCUUCCUCUUCUCCCAGGGUUAGUUUCUGACUACGCUCCAUGUUGGCUUCCUCUUCUCCCAGGGUUAGUUUCUGACUGUACGCUCCAUGUUGGCUUCCUCUUCUCCCAGGGUUAGUUUCUGACUGUACGCUCCAUGUUGGCUUCCUCUUCUCCCAGGGUUAGUUUGACUGUACGCUCCAUGUUGGCUUCCUCUUCUCCCAGGGUUAGUUUCUGACUGUACGCUCCAUGUUGGCUUCCUCUUCUCCCAGGGUUAGUUUCUGACUGUACGCUCCAUGUUGGCUUCCUCUUCUCCCAGGGUUAGUUUCUGACUGUACGCUCAUGUUGGCUUCCUCUUCUCCCAGGGUUAGUUUCUGACUGUACGCUCCAUGUUGGCUUCUUCUUCUCCCAGGGUUAGUUUGACUGUACGCUCCAUGUUGGCUUCCUCUUCUCCCAGGGUUAGUUUCUGACUGUACGCUCCAUUUUGGCUUCCUCCUAACCUCAUUUUAUAUUUCUAAAAUUAACAAAAUUUUGACAUGUCUUUAUUAGGUCAUACAGAGGGCAGGGCUCCCCCAACUGGCAGGCUGAAUUUGUCAGUCGCCCCCCCCCCCCACCCACAUAAGACUGUAAAAACACAUAAGAUGUGAUCGUGUGCAAUGUUUUAGUCAAAUUCUGUUUGCAAAAAAAACCCAACAGUUUAGAAAGUUUCUACUGUAAAGGUGACAUGUGGUGCUUGUUUUGGGUGUCCAGUUGUGAAAUGUGCAUAACUUGUUUUUAUAUAUUAAAAAAAAAAACAUUUCUCAUUGA
Molecule: messenger RNA, 3607 nt
Organism: Oncorhynchus masou masou (cherry salmon)
Lineage: Eukaryota; Metazoa; Chordata; Actinopteri; Salmoniformes; Salmonidae
Product: probable histone deacetylase 1-B
Exons: 14
Coding region: 57-1508 (483 amino acids)
Biological process (GO): negative regulation of transcription by RNA polymerase II
Cellular component (GO): NuRD complex; nucleus
Molecular function (GO): histone deacetylase activity
Source: RefSeq, a predicted model, not a curated record